This is a messenger RNA of Haliotis rubra (blacklip abalone), 834 nucleotides long. RefSeq lists its product as uncharacterized. Bases 450 to 800 code for a protein of 116 amino acids. The record is from RefSeq and is a predicted model, not a curated record. The transcript is spliced from 4 exons. NCBI's taxonomy places the organism in Eukaryota, Metazoa, Mollusca, Gastropoda, Lepetellida, Haliotidae.
CUCUUCUGAACAAGACAUCCGAUAGAUAAGUGGACCAGUCUCAUCUGCUUUAUGUUUCAAUCUAUGCACGGAGGUUCUUGGUGACGACAAAUUCUCUGAAUACCUGUGUGACAAGAGGGACGACUUCAAAUAGUUAACUUUCCUGUGGCGGCUUGGACAGGAUACUCUCUGCCUAUCGGUGGCUAUAUCUUCCAAAUAUUCAUUGACACAUACUCGUACGAUAGCCGGAGUCGUGCAAUCUUAUGCUGCUUGAAUACAUAUUGUGACAUCUUCGUGGUAUAAUAUGGUAACCUCUAUCCUGUUGAAACACAUUACAGUGGAUAUAUCAAUCCAUACUUAUAACCGUUCCCAAGCAGUAUCGCCAGCUCACUUCGGCAGCAACGUCUGCUAUACUCAAGCAGCACAACCAGCUGUAUUCAAGUAGCAUCACCAGCUAUACUCCAUACAUCAUGAGCAGCACCAUGUGCAACGGUCCUGACUCCACAGACAGCAGCAACAUGUCCGAUAGCAGUACUGACACCUCAGUUGGGUCCAGUCCAUACCAGUCUGACGAGGAAGUCAUGACGUACUUUAUUAUUGGAGAAGCUGGGGAUACAGAUGACGCUGCUUGUCGUACACCCAUACAGCAUGUUGGGAAUAAAGUGGAACAACAGACCUCAGGGGCUGCACAGACCAUGGCUGAAGCAGAGCAUGGUAUCAUCGCGAGUCUUCAGGAAGAAAAUAUUCGACUGAGGAAGAGAAUAGAGGAGCUGGAGGCCUUCGACUGGAUAUCUGUUGCUACUGAGGGACAGCGGGUUUGAUAGUGAGGGAAGCAGUCUGGCAUCCUCAAACAGG